Messenger RNA from Phycomyces blakesleeanus NRRL 1555(-), 765 nucleotides. RefSeq lists its product as hypothetical. The record is from RefSeq and is a predicted model, not a curated record. Gene Ontology annotation, molecular function: protein kinase activity; ATP binding. Gene Ontology annotation, biological process: protein phosphorylation. The annotation marks the transcript as partial. The transcript has 5 exons. Lineage: Eukaryota; Fungi; Mucoromycota; Mucoromycetes; Mucorales; Phycomycetaceae.
AGCUACCAGUUUAAAUUUAUGGGUCGCCUGGGUUCAGGGGAAUACGCUGAUGUGUGGCGAGCGCAAGAUGUGACGACCCAAAAAUUGUACGCCAUCAAGCAAACACGAGAACAGUUUACAAGCCAAUCUGACAGGUGGUUGCUUCUAGCUGAGGUAGAAAAUCUACAUGCUGUCAAAGGAAGUCCACACUGUGUUGAGCUAGUUAGUGCGUGGGAACAGGAAGGAUACUUGUUUAUACAGAUGGAAUUAUGUGAAAGUGGAAGCUUAGCAGAAUACAUUAGCCAUAAGGAUGGACAAAUAGAGGAAGAUGUUUUGUGGAAUAUUAUUUAUGAGCUGGCAAAGGGAUUAAGAGAUAUUCACAAUGCACAGGUUGCACACUUGGAUCUCAAACCAUCCAAUAUACUGCUUGAUGAAACAGGCAAUUUAAGGAUAGGUGACUUUGGGUUCUCUCUUCAAUGUUCUGGGGAACCCAGAGAUAUUCGUGGUGAGGGAGACAGACGAUAUAUGGCACCCGAUCUUUUAAAGGACCAUUUUGAUAUGCCUGCCGAUAUUUAUAGCUUUGGGUUGAUUCUGUUGGAGAUGGUAACCCGUACUGUGCUACCUGACACUGGCGAGUCUUGGGAGAUGCUCCGUCUGGGUGACUUCUCGGACUACAAAAUGACCCAUGUGUCGCAAGCACUUCAAGACUUGAUCCGGCGGCUGUUGACCCUGAAUGAAAAAGACCGGCCGACGGCUCAGGAACUCCUGGACCAUGAUGAUCUCAAA